Messenger RNA from Lentinula edodes (shiitake mushroom), 2099 nucleotides. RefSeq lists its product as uncharacterized. The transcript is spliced from 2 exons. The record is from RefSeq and is a predicted model, not a curated record. The coding region runs from base 193 to 1863 and encodes 556 amino acids. NCBI's taxonomy places the organism in Eukaryota, Fungi, Basidiomycota, Agaricomycetes, Agaricales, Omphalotaceae.
CACUUGAAGACUUCCUUCAACUCUCCCGACAAAUCACGCCGAAAAACUCCUUUGUCCUGGUCCAAGUUCUGAAUCUAAGCCAACAAUGCUAGAGGUUUCAUAUAAAAGGCACACUCUCUCCAACCCAACAUGCGUCUUCACCUGAAGUCCUUUUCGCUCUACUUUCCUUUCUGUAUCUAAUAAUUUAUCGCCAUGUCUCAGCAACAUACCUCAAAAUCCGGUACUUACUUCGCAGCUAACGCACGAAGUACUAUUCCGUGUACCAACGCGUUGAAAUUGACGAGGAGUCCGCCACCGCCGCUACGUUUUGCUCGCCCCACUCAGUAUCAGCACGACCUUGAUUCGCAGCAGAAUGACGGUUGUGGCAAAGAAAACCACCCAUCUGCCUAUCUCAAACAGGUUGAGCCCCCUCGAACUCAGAUGCUUAAGACGGGACCUGCCGUGCUGCAAAACUCGAUAGUGAGCAACGUCCAUCACGAGGACCCUGUUCCAGCCAUUGAAGCAAUGGUUGGCCAUGUCCCAAAACACCCUACACCUCAAGAUUUUGUCUCCGCAUCGUCCGAUGACAAUGCGUGCACGCCGGUCGCACAACGGUUUACUGUACCGGUCCUCAGUUAUCAGAGUACCCUUUCUAAUUCACGACAAGGCUGCUCUGCAUCGAUUUCUGGCGCACAGAAUCCUAAGACAUCUUCAAUUCCGUCUUCCACUCAACCGCAUGUGUAUAGAACCGUUCCACUUGGUGGUAGCAUCGGAUACGCAGCGCGCGCCACUCACACUCAAGCCAGCGCUGACGCCAAUUUGGACCCUCGAAAUUCUACACAUAUUCGUUCAUUUCGUGCCUCCGAGUCUCAACUUUCAACAAGUGUCGUCCGACCAAAUGCUUCUGGGGCUAAUGGGACUUUUCAGGACCACGAUCAAUCGUAUUUGCCUACUGCUUGUCCUCCACCAUCGCCGGAGGUACAGUGCUUUGUGUCUCCCGAGGCCUACAUACCUUUGAUCACUGGAAAUACCGCUUCUUCUACCAUCUCUUACGCGCCUGGUAUGAUACCCACAAAGGGCACCCGAGUGACAAGUGUGGUUCCUCGCUCGCCUCUUUGGCGUCCUUCAUCUUCUACUGCCAGCGAUAUUUCAGGCCGACUUCAGUACUCGUCUCACACCGGGGCACGAGGCGAUGGUCAUUCCAACGGUACUCCAGCUGCUGUCGAAUCAGUUGCUCAAUUUUCGCCCGACGAGGGCAUCACUAAUAACACCCUGACGCCGAAGCCACCUGCUUAUCGUUAUACCUUAUCUACUCAUCCACAUCAUCGUGAAGGUAGCAUAACACCCACUCAGGCUUCUGUCUCUGCUCAGCAGGAGUCAAAGGAACCCUUCCCUCACUCCAUAUCAAAUGGACUACCCCAAGGCUCAUUAGUAUAUGGUCCUCGACGAGGUGACGCCGUUCCACAGACUCUCUCCAAACAUGGUCUUAACCGGAAAAUGGUUUCUCAAGUGUGGUUAUCGAACGAUCAUAGCCACAACAGUUGUAGUCCAAAAGAGUUGACCUCACAUGCGAGUCAUUCCGUUGCUCAUAUACACCCCUCCAAUGAAAGCGAGAGGAUUGGAUCCCGCCCUCGAGGGAGUUCUCUAAAUGAGCACGCUGCUCCAUUUAUACCUGGCCAAGGUCUUCUUUCAACCCCUUUGCCACCUCCUUGCUUGAAAGAAAACGUGUUAGAUUUGAACAGUGGAUUCGAGGCCCCUGACGAGGACUUCGAUAAUGAUCUAGAACAUUUCCUCGACGCUGUCUUGAAUCUGGAAAAUAUAGCGCAAGAGUCAAUACUCCCGGAACCCAUAGCUCAUGAGGAUAUCACAACAUAUUAUCGGUAAGUAUCAGCUAUCCAAACACUUUUGUUUACUUUGAUAUGGACUUCCUGUAAGCGGGCUUGUACGUCAAGAUUUAUUGCCCCUUCUGAAUUCUGCCGACACCUGUCGUUCAGCUGAAGGCUGCAUCAGCUGGCUCGAAUUUCAGGAAAAUAGCCCCGCGGCCCUCGUAUGUCUUUCCAGAUACCUGACGGUGUCUUUAUGCAAGGCGAAUAGCUACUUUCGUGGAUUCGAGUCCAAAC